Messenger RNA from Opisthorchis viverrini, 219 nucleotides. RefSeq lists its product as hypothetical. The record is from RefSeq and is a predicted model, not a curated record. The annotation marks the transcript as partial. NCBI's taxonomy places the organism in Eukaryota, Metazoa, Platyhelminthes, Trematoda, Opisthorchiida, Opisthorchiidae. The transcript has 2 exons.
AUGUUUAGGAGAGUGAGAGCACUGUGUACAGAGGAGGGCGACCGAAGAGCAGACACACGCAAAAUUUGGCGUCUAUUUAGGAAAAACUUCGUAAAGAUUCGUGGAUUGGGUCUGCCUAGUGAUCUUCAGGAUGACCGAAACCAAUUGUGGAUGGUCCACGAUACGGCUAGUUCUACAAGUAAAGCGCCCAGUAUCUUGCAAGGAUCAAAAGCGGCUCUG